This is a messenger RNA of Dujonia railenensis, 2649 nucleotides long. The record is from the annotation of a GenBank genome assembly. Lineage: Eukaryota; Fungi; Ascomycota; Pichiomycetes; Serinales; Debaryomycetaceae.
UCAGAUUACUCAUCAGCUACUGAUUCAUCUGACUACUCAUCUGCUACUGGUUCGUCUGACUACUCCUCAGCUUCUUCUUCAGGAUUAGACUACUCAUCAGCUACUAGCUCAUUUGACUACUCAUCUGCUACUGGUUCGUCUGACUACUCAUCAGCUACUGAUCCUUCAGAUUACUCAUCUGCUACUGGUUUGUCUGACUACUCAUCAGCUACUGAUUCUUCAGAUUCCUCAUCAGCUACUGGCUCAUUUGACUACUCAUCCGCUACUGGCUCAUCUGACUACUCAUCUGCUACUGGUUCGUCUGACUACUCCUCAGCUACUGAUUCUUCAGAUUACUCAUCAGCUACUGGCUCAUUUGACUACUCAUCUGCUACUGGUUCGUCUGACUACUCAUCAGCUACUGAUCCUUCAGAUUACUCAUCUGCUACUGGUUUGUCUGACUACUCAUCAGCUACUGAUUCUUCAGAUUCCUCAUCAGCUACUGGCUCAUUUGACUACUCAUCCGCUACUGGCUCAUCUGACUACUCAUCUGCUACUAGUUCUUCAGACUACUCCUCAGCAACUACUGAUUCAUCUGACUACUCAUCUGCUACUGGUUCGUCUGACUACUCAUCAGCUACCAGCUCAUCUGACUACUCAUCCGCUACUGGCUCAUCUGAUUACUCAUCAGCUACUGAUUCUUCAGAUUACUCAUCAGCUACUGAUUCUUCAGACUACUCCUCAGCUACUACUGAUUCUUCAGACUACUCCUCAGCUACUACUGAUUCAUCUGACUACUCGUCAGCUACUGAUUCUUCAGACUACUCAUCCGCUACUGGCUCAUCUGACUACUCAUCUACUGGUUCGUCUGACUACUCCUCAGCUACUUCUUCAGGAUUAGACUACUCCUCAGCUACUAGCUCAUCUGACUACUCAUCUGCUACUAGUUCUUCAGACUACUCCUCAGCAACUACUGAUUCAUCUGACUACUCAUCAGCUACUAGCUCAUCUGACUACUCAUCUGCUACUGGUUCGUCUGACCACUCAUCCGCUACUGGCUCAUCUGACUACUCAUCUGCUACUGGUUUAUCUGAGCACUCUUCACCAACUGCUACUGGACCAUCUAGCUAUUUGUCAACUGCUGCCUACACCGGUGCUAGUGGUAUCUCUUCUACAGUGACUAAUGAUGUUUCAAGCUCAUCUUCCUACUUACCUAGCCUGAUUAUUAGUAGCUUACCAACUGCUGUAGGAUGCUCUUAUAAUGGAGGUGUCGGUAUUGGAUUCGAAGCUUAUUAUUAUAAUUACACUGUUCCAGUUGAAAUAACAACGUACAUUGAGGGUGGAUACAAAGCUAAUAAAGUAUUGAAGACGGUCGAUGGAGUUGUUGAUUGUGAAUCAACAGUAAGCGAUAUAGUCACUUUAGAUUUGGAAGGUUACUUUUUAGCUCCUGAGUCUGGAAGCUACACCUUUGAAUUGAGCAAUAUCGCAAAUGCAGCCGCAUUCUUCAUUGGAGCUGCAGAUUCUUCUUCUUGUGGAGGUACCUCAGGUUCAUUGCAAAAAAGGGCCUCUACAAAUUCGUUAAUCAUUGAAGGGCCCUUAGGCAGUAAUAAAAUUACAGUUGAGCUUGUCGAAGGGGUUUAUUAUCCUAUAAGUAUUGUCAACAACUACCUUGGAGAAGAUGAAUAUAUAGUAUUCACUAUGACUGGCCCUCAUGGGCAAAAUCUUACAAUUAGAGAGACGAUUGUAUAUUUCACUCAUGGAACAAGCACUGAAAACUCAUCAUCGAUUUCAGACUCUCAAACGCUUUCAACUAUUGCUAGUCUUUCAAGCAAUAUCUUGGCUUCAUCUACAUUGGCUACAAUAAGUAGUGGCACAAUUAGCAACAGCGUUUCAUAUUCUUCUGGCACGUCCAGUAGCUCAGCUGUUGUCCCCACUACAUUCAAUUUCGUUAGUGGGUGGAAUUCAUCGUCCACCUUACAACCAUCAACCGAGACUUCUACUUCUUUACAAAGUGAUACAACUUCGACACUGAAAUUUCCCUCAUCUAUCGAAAUCACCCAUGAUAUCUCCACUAAUACUGACAGUCUCAACACUAAAUCGACUAGCACCUUUCCAACUAGCUUUAUAACCCCAUCAAUAAGUACACCAAGAGUUGAUUAUCUGGCCCCAUCAUCAAGUUGGGUCACUAGAAUGACAUCAUUUCCAACUAAAAGUAAUGCUAUAUACCCUACUGAAUCAGCAAAGAAAGAGACAGAAGGAAUCAGUACAAGAAGUCAAGAAGACAGCUACACAACGAAUAGUGCAGAAUCUUCUACCACUGUGGUCAGUGUAUCGACAUCUUCAUUGUCAAAUACUUACAGUAAACCAUUGGACGGUAAUACCCCAGUGGUUUCUGCAACUACAGUCUCUACGCUUACAAAAGAGGUAGAUACAAAUUCGUCCAUGCAAGCAAGUAGUGGAAAUGGUAAUAACCUCGACUCUCAUUCUACUACUAUGGAAACUGUAACUUCAUACCCAUCAAGCAUAUCAAUGGCGACAGCUUCAACUGAGCCAGAAGCUAGUGCCAGCUCAAUUAUACCAAGUGCCAACGUAUCUCAAAUAUAUUCAGGCUCCGCUAAGAGAAACAUGGCUACGUCAUUAAUUUUCAUACUUCCAUUCUUUUUCGUGUGA